AUGCCCCGCCCCACGAGCGAGCAGUCGAGCCUGCGCAGCCAGCCCAGGCGGAAAAGCAUCGAGGCCUUCCGUUCCAGAAGAGCUGCCAAGGUCAUCCAGCGCAGCUACCGCGGGUACCGCUCGCGGCGAGAGAGCAAGGGCCUCGAACUCGCGGCCUCGACGCGGUGGGUGGCUGCGAUCCAGGAGGCGCAGUUUCGCGAGACGACCAAACCGCGCGCGCGCGAAGCCAUGGCGCCGGAGACUGGCGAGGCGCCCACCAUGCUGUCGAGGGAAGACGACGGCAAGCAUCUGCGGCAUCGUGCCCCGAGACGACCCACCCCGGCGUGGUCGACAGCGCGCGACAUGCCGCCGACGCCGGAGCCUGAAGUGGACGCGAACGACAGCCGAUCCGAGUCGUCGAUCGAGUCGGCCCUCGAGGCGGACCGCGCGGCCAAGUACGCGACGCCCGAAGUCGACGACGAGAAACCGCAUCGCAAGGUGAUGCACGUGUCGGCGAGCACCAUCUUCAACAAGAUGCUCCGCAAAUCCGUCCGCAAGAACACGUGGAUCUUUGUCGCCGACACCAACUUUCGGCUGUACGUGGGCAUCAAGAGCUCGGGGGCGUUCCAGCACUCGUCGUUCCUCCAGGGCAGCCGCAUCUCGUCGGCGGGGCUCAUCAAGGUCAAGGACGGCAAGAUCAAGUCGCUGUCGCCGCUCAGCGGACACUACCGGCCGCCGACGUCCAAUUUUCGCGCCUUCAUCCGCAGCCUGCGCGAGUCGCGCGUCGACGUGUCGCACGUGUCCAUUUCCAAAUCGUACGCCGUCCUCGUCGGGCUCGAGACGUAUGUGCGCACCCGCAAGAAGGGCAAGCACGUCAUGCAGAAGAUGAGCCUGAAGAAGGACAAGCUCGUCGCGCCCGAGGCGGUGGCGCGCCGUGAGGAGGAGGAGCGGGACAAGAGCGAGAGCGCCGCGCGCGAGAGGGAGAUCCUCGAGGCGGAGGCGGCGCGGGAGCAGCAGGAGAGAGAGGAGAACUCGGCCGCGGUGAAGCUCAUGCGCAAGUUGCAUAUUGCGCCGACAGAUGAAGACGACGACAAGGAUGCAUCGACGGGCAAUAACGCGCAGCCAAGUCCCGGGGAGAGGGUGGACGAGGGGGAUGUUUCGACACAGGGUGGCACGACGGCUAGGACCCGGACGGCCACUUGA
Molecule: messenger RNA, 1182 nt
Organism: Verticillium alfalfae VaMs.102
Lineage: Eukaryota; Fungi; Ascomycota; Sordariomycetes; Glomerellales; Plectosphaerellaceae
Product: IQ calmodulin-binding motif protein
Exons: 2
Coding region: 1-1182 (393 amino acids)
Molecular function (GO): protein binding
Source: RefSeq, a predicted model, not a curated record